Molecule: messenger RNA, 438 nt
Organism: Bactrocera neohumeralis
Lineage: Eukaryota; Metazoa; Arthropoda; Insecta; Diptera; Tephritidae
Product: enoyl-CoA delta isomerase 1, mitochondrial-like
Exons: 1
Coding region: 1-438 (145 amino acids)
Biological process (GO): fatty acid beta-oxidation
Cellular component (GO): mitochondrion
Molecular function (GO): enoyl-CoA hydratase activity
Source: RefSeq, a predicted model, not a curated record
AUGGCAAACAGUGAGGGCAGCGCGCGUGCUGUGCCACCGCCACUUCCUUCUGCUGAAUUGAAAGACCUUGUGGUGGUUUCCGAGUCUCCACUGGCGAGGGUGUGUGUCAUGGAGCUCAACUCGCCAAAAGCCAACGUUCUCACGGCGGAUCUGAUGACCCGCCUACUCGCAGCCGUGAAAGACGUGUGCGACCCUGACUCGGAGCAGCGUGCUCACGGCAUCAUCCUAACGUCAAAGAUCCCUGGCAUUUUCAGCGGUGGGCUGGACAUCAAAGAAAUGCUGCGUUAUUCCUCACAGGAGCAGUUUCUUUACAACUGGAAUCUUUUCCAGAGCCUCUUCGUCACGCUGCAUUCCCUUCCCGUUCCGCUGGCCGUUGCUAUCAAUGGCCACGCGGCGGCAGGCGGUACGGUGGUCGCGCUCGGCGCGGAUUACCAGUGA